Messenger RNA from Penicillium canariense, 555 nucleotides. RefSeq lists its product as uncharacterized. NCBI's taxonomy places the organism in Eukaryota, Fungi, Ascomycota, Eurotiomycetes, Eurotiales, Aspergillaceae. The record is from RefSeq and is a predicted model, not a curated record. The coding region runs from base 1 to 555 and encodes 184 amino acids. The transcript has 3 exons.
AUGUGGAGGUACAUGGAGGAGAGCGAGAAGUGGAGGAUCAGGGCUGACAAGGAUCGGAAAGGUCUCAACCUGGGAGAGAUCCAUCGGACCUGGGAUGAGGGAUUCACAACUUUUGUGAACGUCGGCAAAGGAGAUCAGGUUUCCUGGUUCAUUUUUACCAAAACGGACCGGAAGUUUCAGUAUCCGAACGGGCCCAAGUUCACGAGAGGAACUUGGCUUGCGGGUCGAGACAUUUAUGGAUAUACGCAUGUGGGCGCUGGUAUCAAGAUUUGGUCGGUCUAUGAGAAUGUCACGACUUCGUAUGUUCCAUUAAGGAAGGAACUUGCAAGUCAUGGGCUUGGGCUAAUUUCCGUGUUUGGGGGACUCCGUUCACAAGGCGCCAGUCUCGCCAUCGAAGACGCUGCAUCGCUCGCGAACCAUAUUGUCCGCAUGGUCAACAGCACGAGUGGCGUGCUAUCCUUGGGCGAUACCACCGCAGCCCUCGCCAAAUGGGGAACGGGUCUAAGACCAAGAGCGAAGCCAUCUGCGACGCAGGGGCAACAUUUACGAGGUUAG